CGCCACGUUCGGCCAGGCGGUUCCGGCUGCGGCGCGUGGGGGCGCACGGGGGGAGGGGCUGGCGCUGCAGCCGGAUCCGGAUGCGGCGGCGCUGUGACCCGCAGGCAGACUGACGCGCCUGGACGGGAGCGUGGCUCGCUCCGGUGCGAUUUUACUGGAAAGAUGAAACCUGAUGAAACUCCUAUGUUUGACCCGAGUUUGCUCAAAGAAGUGGACUGGAGUCAGAAUACAGCUAUAUUUUCUCCAGCCAUUUCUCCAAUGCAUCCUGGAGAAGGCUUGGUUUUGAGGCCUCUCUGUACUGCGGACUUAAAUAAAGGUUUUUUUAAGGUAUUGGGUCAGUUGACAGAGACUGGUGUCGUCAGCCCGGAGCAGUUCAUGAAAUCUUUUGAGCAUAUGAAGAAGUCUGGGGAUUACUAUGUUACAGUUGUGGAAGAUGUGACCCUAGGACAAAUUGUGGCUACAGCAACUCUGAUCAUAGAACAUAAAUUUAUCCAUUCAUGUGCUAAGAGAGGGAGAGUAGAAGAUGUGGUCGUUAGUGACGAGUGCAGAGGGAAGCAGCUUGGCAAACUGUUAUUAUCAACUCUGACUUUGCUAAGCAAGAAACUAAACUGUUACAAGAUCACCCUUGAAUGUCUACCACAAAAUGUUGGUUUCUACAAAAAGUUUGACUACACGGUAUCGGAAGAAAAUUACAUGUGUCGGAGGUUCCUAAAGUAAAAACCACCAUCGAGAGGUUACUUGAUGCUACUGUUUUAGAGUUCAUUUUUGUUGCUGCAACCAGUGAGCUCCCUAACUACUAGACUGAAAAACGCUGUAGUGUGCCAGUGCAGUGCCACGAGAGGAUGCCUGUGGCUGCUGGGAGUGCAAAUGAUCAAGAGGGGGAUGAUUUUUUAACCAAAGGAAUAUAUUUUCAACUUGAA
This is a messenger RNA of Rattus rattus (black rat), 920 nucleotides long. RefSeq names its product glucosamine-phosphate N-acetyltransferase 1 (gene Gnpnat1). The transcript has 6 exons. Gene Ontology annotation, cellular component: endoplasmic reticulum; Golgi apparatus; endoplasmic reticulum-Golgi intermediate compartment. Gene Ontology annotation, biological process: UDP-N-acetylglucosamine biosynthetic process. The record is from RefSeq and is a predicted model, not a curated record. Bases 163 to 717 code for a protein of 184 amino acids. Gene Ontology annotation, molecular function: monosaccharide binding; glucosamine 6-phosphate N-acetyltransferase activity. Lineage: Eukaryota; Metazoa; Chordata; Mammalia; Rodentia; Muridae.